AUGCUUCCCAUCCUGCCGCUCGACGUCCUGCCCGACAUCCUCCGCUGGCUCGACCCGCUCCAGCAGGCCGACUUCGGCGCGCUUGAGAACCUCAGCAAGGUCUCUCGCAGCUUCCGCGAAGCGACUAUGCCGUACCUUCUCUCGACCGUCGUCGUUUACAGCCAGCAAGACCGCCGCACACGUGGCAUGUGCCAGUUCCUGCUCUCCGCCGGCAAGGAACGCGGCAUUGCGGCGCCUUCGAACAAGCAUAUUGGCUGGCAGAACUCUGACGAUGACAUGGACGAGGACUACUUCGACCGUCUUCAGGGGGACGCCUACGCGGGACGUGCGCUCGACAACCGCACGAAACGCCUCCUUCUCCUUCUCGCUCGCAAGCCCGCCUUUGCCCUCUUUCCUACGAAGCUGGUCUACUACGGCAUCUUCGAGGGUGGCGCUGCGGUUCGCGCGGUCCGCCGCAUCUUCGGCGCCUGCCCAAACAUUCAGUCGGCCCGCCUGGUCCAGCAUGCCGAGGCGCGCGUCGAAAGCCAGGUCAAUUGGCCCUUACAGGUGCUGCAGACAAUUGCUGCAGAGCGUCCCGGCCUCCGUUCGCUCGUCGUUCUGGGAGCGCACUUCCGCUACGUGACGGACGUCCUCGACGAUGUUUGCCGCUUCCGCAACCUCAAGACGCUCGAGGUCGAGCUCCUCGACAACGACUGGCUGUGGCGGUGGGAGGACUAUGAUAAGAAGGGAUUGCGAGUCCAGUCGAACCUCGACCGUCGGAUCAUCGGCUCUCCGACGACGAAGGAGCUCUUCGACCAGCUGUCUGGCUCGUCCCGGUCGACCGUCCACACCCUCGGUCUCUCGCUCCUUCGCGAAUCGCUCGACCUCUCGGACUUCGCACAGCUCAAGAACCUCAUCGUCAAGGCCUGCCAGUACGGCGUAGUCCGCGAGACGCUCAACACGGUGCCGGCUGGCGUGACUUACCUCGAGAUUCGCGAGUCGGGCGUCAUUGCUAACCUCGAGCGCUUGAUGCGGCGCCAAGAGUUGCAACCGCACGGUUAUCCGAUCUACGACUCCGACGAGGAGGACGAAGUCUGCAGCAAAUUCGAACCCAUCUUCGGUGACGCAGGCAGCACGAUCAGGACCCUGCUUGCGGGCAUCCCGUCACACAUCAAGCACCUUCGCUUGCCGCAGUUCUACUCGAGCGAGGACAUGCAGAUCAUCACGUCCUCCUUCGCCUCGCCGACUUAUCUUCCGCAGCUCCAGGUCCUCGAGAUCGGGAACCCGCUCAAGGACCUCUACACGAACGCUACGGAGUGGGAUCCCGAUGAGGAGGAGCGCGAGAUCGCCUUGCGCGGAAGAUUGAGGGAUGUCUGCGCAGCUAGGGGCGUCGAGAUUGGACCUUACGACGAGCAUUGGGGCCAGGUGCAGAGCGAGGAGGGGACGAUUCCGAGGGCGCUUCUUCUGGGCUGA
Messenger RNA from Rhodotorula toruloides NP11, 1452 nucleotides. RefSeq lists its product as uncharacterized. Gene Ontology annotation, molecular function: protein binding. The record is from RefSeq and is a predicted model, not a curated record. The transcript has a single exon. Lineage: Eukaryota; Fungi; Basidiomycota; Microbotryomycetes; Sporidiobolales; Sporidiobolaceae. Bases 1 to 1452 code for a protein of 483 amino acids.